Molecule: messenger RNA, 4523 nt
Organism: Medicago truncatula (barrel medic)
Lineage: Eukaryota; Viridiplantae; Streptophyta; Magnoliopsida; Fabales; Fabaceae
Product: pleiotropic drug resistance protein 1
Exons: 22
Coding region: 1-4284 (1427 amino acids)
Cellular component (GO): membrane
Molecular function (GO): ATP hydrolysis activity; ABC-type transporter activity; ATP binding
Source: RefSeq, a predicted model, not a curated record
AUGGAUGGAAGUGAUUUAUACAAAGCAAGUAGUAGUUUACGAGGGAAUACUUCGACGUUUUUCUCGAGAUCCUCGCGGCGCGAAGAAGAUGAUGAAGAAGCCCUCAAAUGGGCUGCAAUUGAAAAACUCCCUACUUACAAUCGUUUAAAGAAAGGGUUGUUGGCCAGUUCACAUGGAGUUGCCAAUGAGAUUAUUGAUAUAGAUAAACUUGGAGUUCAAGAAAGACAGAAACUUUUGAAUAGGUUGAUCAAAGCUGCUGAAGAGGAUAAUGAAAAGUUUUUGUUGAAGCUAAAGGAAAGAAUUGAUAGAGUUGGGAUUGAGAUUCCAACAAUUGAAGUUCGUUUUGAGCACCUAACUAUUGAGGCAGAGGCUUAUGUGGGAAGUAGAGCAUUACCUAGUUUCACAAACUUUACUAUUGGUGCAGUGGAGGGUUUACUUGCUUUUCUUGGUAUUAUAUCACACAAAAAGAAACAUAUGACUAUCCUUAAAGAUGUAAGUGGAAUAGUCAAACCUGGUAGGAUGGCACUGCUUCUUGGUCCUCCAAGUUCCGGAAAGACCACACUUCUUUUGGCCUUAACUGGAAAGCUUGAUAAAGCUCUCAAGGAAUCUGGUAGAGUGACUUAUAAUGGAUAUGGAAUGGAUGAAUUUGUACCUCAAAGAACUGCUGCAUAUAUUAGUCAACAUGAUGUUCAUAUUGGAGAAAUGACUGUUAGGGAAACAUUGGCUUUCUCAGCAAGGUGCCAAGGAGUUGGAUCAAGAUAUGAUUUGCUAUCUGAGUUAUGUAGAAGAGAAAAAGAAGCAAAGAUCAUACCAGACCCAGAUAUUGAUGUCUACAUGAAGGCAACUUCAACUGAAGGCCAAGAGGAAAGUCUGAUAACCGAUUAUAUGCUGAAGAUAUUGGGGUUGGAUAUAUGUGCUGAUACCAUGGUAGGAGAUGAAAUGCACCGUGGUAUCUCCGGUGGACAAAGAAAGAGACUUACCACAGGAGAAAUGUUGGUUGGACCAUCGAAAGUUCUAUUCAUGGAUGAAAUAUCAACUGGCUUAGAUAGUUCCACAGCUUUUCAAAUUGUGAAAUCUCUUAGGCAAUAUGUUUAUAUUCUUCAUGGAACUGCACUUAUCUCAUUGCUUCAGCCAGCACCAGAGACUUAUGAACUUUUUGAUGACAUUAUUCUUUUAUCUGAUGGUGAAAUUGUUUACCAAGGACCUCGUGAAAAUGUUCUUGAAUUUUUUGAAUCUAUUGGUUUCAAAUGUCCUGAGAGGAAAGGCGUUGCUGAUUUCCUUCAAGAAGUAACUUCAAGAAAGGAUCAAGAGCAAUAUUGGAUGCACAGAGAUGAACCAUAUAGGUUUGUAACAGUUACUCAAUUUGCAGAGGCAUUCAAGUCGUUCCAUGUUGGGAAGACGAUCAAAGAAGAGCUUGAAAUUCCAUUUGACAAGUCAAAUAAUCAUCCAGCAGCAUUAACAACUAAAAAGUAUGGUGUUAACAAGAAGGAACUAUUAAAGGCUAACAUCUCAAGAGAGUUUUUGCUUAUGAAAAGAAAUUCAUUCAUUUACCUCUUUAAGAUGGUUCAAGUUUCUAUAAUGGCAACAAUUACUAUGACACUUUUUCUGCGAACCCAUAUGCACAAAGAAACAGUGAUUGAUGGACAAAUUCAUUUUGGUGCUUUAUAUUUCUCAUUGAUAAUGCUCAUGUUUAAUGGAACUAUUGAGCUUACAAUGACAAUUGUGAAACUUCCUACAUUCUUUAAGCAAAGAGACCACUUAUUUUAUCCUUCAUGGGCUUAUGCUAUUCCCUCAUGGAUUGUAAGAGCCCCUGUUACACUUGUAGAUGCUUCUAUUUGGGUAUUCCUCACUUACUAUGUAAUUGGAUUUGAUCCAAAUAUUUGGAGAUUUCUUAAGAUGUAUCUUCUACUAAUACUGUUAAACCAGACAGCUUCUGGAUUGUUCCGAGCUAUUGCAGCAUUUUGUAGGGAUAUGAUUAUUGCUAACAUAACUGGCUUCUAUACACUUCUUAUAGUUUUCACAUUGGGUGGAUUCGUUCUUGCAAAAGAUGAUAUUAAGGGCUGGUGGAUUUGGGGUUACUGGAUAUCACCUUUAAUGUAUGCACAAAAUGCUAUAAUGGUGAAUGAAUUCCUUGGAAACAGUUGGAACAAAAUAACUCCAUAUUCAAACAUGACACUGGGAAUUCUAUCUUUGAAGUCACGCGGAUUCUUCACACAUGCAUAUUGGUAUUGGAUAGGAGUUGGUGCAUUAAUAGGAUUUAUUUUCCUUACCAACUUUUUAUACAUUAUCGCUCUCACUUACCUUGAUCCACUUGACAAGCCACAAGCCACAAUAAAAGAAGAAUCAGGAGGCGAUAAUGCACCAAAUGAUAGAAAUCAAGAAAUUGAAUUACCACAAUUAGAAAAUUCUAGAAGAUCUACUGCUGUUGCUGAUUCUAGCCGUGGGAAGGAAAGGGGAAUGGUUCUACCUUUUGAACCAUAUUCUAUCACAUUUGACGAAAUUGUAUACUCUGUUGACGUGCCACAAGAAAUGAAAGAUCAAGGUGUGAUAGAGGAUAGGCUAGUGCUUUUGAAGGGAGUUAGUGGUGCAUUUAGACCUGGUGUUCUCACAGCUUUGAUGGGUGUUAGUGGAGCUGGUAAAACUACUUUGAUGGAUGUAUUGGCUGGUAGGAAAACUAGUGGUUAUAUUGAUGGGAGCAUAAAAAUUUCUGGUUACCCUAAAAAGCAAGAAACAUUUGCUAGAAUCUCUGGCUAUUGUGAGCAGAAUGAUAUCCACUCCCCUCAAGUUACUGUCUAUGAGUCCUUACUGUAUUCAGCUUGGCUUCGUUUACCGGCAGAAGUUGAUUCCAAUACCAGAAAGAUGUUCAUUGAGGAAGUUAUGGAACUAGUCGAGCUGAAUCCGCUGAGGAACUCACUAGUUGGUUUGCCUGGUGUGAGCGGUCUUUCAACCGAACAACGCAAGAGGUUAACUAUUUCAGUUGAAUUAGUGGCCAAUCCAUCCAUAAUUUUCAUGGACGAGCCUACAUCUGGAUUAGAUGCUAGAGCUGCUGCAAUUGUUAUGCGAACCGUUAGGAACACGGUUGACACAGGAAGAACAGUUGUUUGUACCAUUCAUCAACCAAGUAUCGACAUAUUUGAAUCUUUUGAUGAGUUAUUCUUGUUGAAGAGUGGAGGACGAGAAAUAUAUGCUGGGCCAUUAGGUCGUUAUUCUAAUCAAUUGAUCAAGUACUUUGAGAGUAUUGAAGGAGUAAGUAAAAUAAACGAUGGAUAUAACCCAGCAACAUGGAUGUUAGAAGUGACGAGUCCAGCACAAGAAGUUGCAUUAGGUGCUGAUUUUCAUGAGAUAUACAAAAAUUCUGAGCUAUAUAGGAGAAAUAAGCAACUUAUAGAAGAAUUGGGAAAACCUGCUCUUGGUUCCAAGGAUCUUUAUUUCCCUAGCCAAUACUCACAAUCAUUUUUAGUUCAAUGCUUGGCUUGCUUGUGGAAACAACGUUGGUCAUAUUGGCGCAACCCGUUAUACACUGCUGUUAGGUUUUACUUUGCUACUUUCAUAGCAUUGAUGUUUGGAACAAUGUUUUGGGACCUCGGACGCAAAUACACAAGAGGACUAGACCUGUCUAAUGCCAUGGGCUCAAUGUACACUGCUGUUUUCUUCAUUGGGGUCCAAAAUUCAGCCUCAGUACAACCAGUAGUAGCUGUUGAAAGAACUGUUUUUUAUAGAGAAAGAGCUGCUGGAAUGUAUUCUGCCUUACCCUAUGCACUUGCACAGGUUUUAAUAGAGCUACCUUAUAUUCUAGCACAAACAUUAUCAUAUGGUGUAAUAGUUUAUGCCAUGAUUGGAUUUGAGUGGACUGUACCAAAAUUCUUUUGGUACAUGUUUUUCAUGUACUUCACAUUUUGCUACUUCACCUUCUAUGGUAUGAUGACAGUGGCAGUUACUCCAAAUUACCAUCUUGCUGCAGUUUUGGCAUCUGCAUUUUAUGGAAGUUGGAAUCUCUUUUCUGGAUUUGUUGUUCCAAGACCUAGAAUGCCAGUGUGGUGGAGGUGGUACUAUUGGGCAAAUCCUGUAGCUUGGAGCUUAUAUGGAUUAUUUGCAUCACAAUUUGGAAAUAUAACAGACAUAAUGGAAAUGGAAGAUGUUACAGUGCAGGAAUAUAUAAGAAAUUAUUAUGGUAUCAAACAUGAUUUUGUAGGUGUUUCUGCAGCUGUGGUUUUUGGGAUUGCAAUAGCCUUUGCUUUUACUUUUGCUGUAUCAAUUAAAGUCUUUAACUUCCAACAUAGAUAAAUUAGUGAUGUAGGAAGACUGGCUGCACGUAUUGAAGACGAAGUGGCGCGUAAGAAAGGCUCAAUGGGAAUAGUGCAAAUUUGGCAUCCGAUGUUCGAAUGACUUGAAAUAUCGCUUUGCCACGAUGUAUGGGCAUUUUUAGCCAUCCGAAUUCAUCUGAAGGCCCGAAACCGGAUUUUAAUAUUUCAGCCCACUUUUAUUAUUUUUCUGUUUGGAUUUUCGGCCCAUUAGAAUUUUGU